Frieseomelitta varia is the source of this 2257-nucleotide messenger RNA. Its product is annotated as CDK5RAP1-like protein. Bases 251 to 2050 code for a protein of 599 amino acids. Gene Ontology annotation, cellular component: cytosol; mitochondrion. The record is from RefSeq and is a predicted model, not a curated record. The transcript has 7 exons. Gene Ontology annotation, molecular function: 4 iron, 4 sulfur cluster binding; tRNA-2-methylthio-N(6)-dimethylallyladenosine(37) synthase activity. Gene Ontology annotation, biological process: negative regulation of cyclin-dependent protein serine/threonine kinase activity; tRNA modification. NCBI's taxonomy places the organism in Eukaryota, Metazoa, Arthropoda, Insecta, Hymenoptera, Apidae.
CAAGUUGUGAGCCUAUUGACUUUUGUGGUUUAAAUAUAAAUAUGGCAAUAAUUCAAAGAAACAAAAGUAAAGUGAAUAAAAUUUAAUACUGCGUUUAUAAUUAAUGUUUGAAAAACCCUUAUGAUGAACUACAGUACAAUUAAUUUUCUAUGACAUUUUUAAAGAAAAAUUUUAUAUUACAUAACCUAUUUCUAAAUAGGUUAUACGUAUUAUUUACAUCAUUUAUUUAGUGUUAUGUUAAACUUCAAUCAUGAAUAGUAUAACUAUGUUAAGUUCGCUGAAGCAAAUUAAACUUUGUAAAACAAAUUAUAUAUUGACAAGGAAGUGGUUCAUUAAGAAAUUUGCACGAUACAACAAGUUAGAUGUUCAUAAUUUUCAACAGCAUCAAACAGUGCAUACGACUGUCACUCAAUUAGAAAUUUCUAAAGAAAUCGAAAAGAAAACUACUGAUUUGAAACACUUUCGAGAUUUGUCAAAAUCUGGACCAUCGCUUAAAGAUUUUUUAAUACCAAAAACUGAAAUUCCUAAUGAACCAAUUAGUGUACCAAAUAUUCCUUAUAUACAAAAUAUUGAUGGCUCUGGUCAAAAGGUCUACUUUGAGGUUUAUGGUUGCCAGAUGAAUGUAAAUGACACGGAGGUGAUCUGGUCUAUUUUAAAAUCUCAUGGUUACAGAAAAGUAGAUAAUAUAAAAGAAGCUAAUAUAAUUCUGAUCAUCACGUGUUCUAUUAGAGAUAAUGCAGAGCAGAAAGUAUGGAACAAGUUAACUGAUUUAAACAAUAUUAAGAAAAAAAACAAAAAAUUUCCAGUAAAAAUUGGUCUAUUAGGAUGCAUGGCAGAACGAUUAAAGAAUAAAAUAUUAGAGAGAGGUAAACUUGUUGAUGUCAUAGCUGGACCAGACAGUUAUAAGGAUUUGCCAAGGCUAUUGUCUGUACCAGAUGAUGAAACAGCUAUUAAUGUUGUUUUAUCAUUUGAUGAAACAUAUGCAGAUAUUACACCAGUGAGAUUAAAUCCGAAUUCUACUAAUGCAUAUGUCACCAUAAUGCGUGGUUGCGAUAACAUGUGUACAUAUUGUAUUGUUCCAUUCACAAGAGGAAGGGAAAGAUCAAGACCCAUUGAGAGUAUAAUCAAAGAAGUUCAAUCUUUAUCUGAUGAUGGUGUAAAGGAAGUGAUGCUUCUUGGGCAAAAUGUAAAUAGUUAUAGAGAUACAUCUCAAUCGGAAUUUUAUGUGAAUAGUAAUAUGGAAACACAUUUAGCAAAAGGUUUUAAAACAGUAUAUAAAAAUAAAAAAGGGGGACGUCGAUUUGCUGAUUUAUUGGAUGAAGUUUCUCGUAUUAAUCCAGAAAUGAGAAUCAGAUUCACAUCUCCUCAUCCGAAAGAUUUCCCAGAUGAAGUUUUACAAUUGAUAGCGGAAAGGCCAAAUAUAUGUAAAGAAAUACAUUUACCUGCGCAGAGCGGAAAUUCUGCGGUUUUGGAAAGAAUGAGAAGAGGAUAUACGCGAGAAGCAUAUAUAAAUUUAGUGCAUCACAUACGCGAAAUUAUUCCGAAUAUUUAUUUCUCUAGUGAUUUUAUUACUGGAUUUUGUGGAGAAACGGAGGAGGAAUUUCAAGAUACGUUAUCAUUGAUAGAAUUAGUGAAAUAUAAUAAAGCCUUUCUUUUUUCUUACAGCAUGCGGGAGAAAACGACUGCACACCGUCGCUACAAAGAUGAUGUACCACCGAAUGUGAAGAAAGAUCGACUUCAAAGAAUGAUGUCAACAUAUAAAACGGAAGUGGAAAAAGUAAAUAAAUCACAGAUUGGACAAUUACAGCUUGUACUUGUAGAGAAACCAAGUAAGCGAUCAGACGAAAAAUUUCAAACAAGGAACGAUGGUAACACAAGAGUGUUAAUUCCCUCCAUGACUAUACCUACUGCAAAAUAUUCCGAUGACUCGAGAGCGAUAAAAAUUGGCGAUUACGUUGUUGUAAAAAUCGAAGACGCUAAUUCGAAUUCGUUAAUGGCCACACCUCUCUAUCAUUCGUCGAUAACAGAAUACGCAUCUUCAUCUGUGUAGUAAAAAUGUAGAAUAUGACAUUUCAUUUGUUUCAUUUAAUCACGCUUAUUAUUGAAUAAUACAUUAAAUUUCGGAACGAAUCAUGUAAUUUUAAUUAUAAUCGUACAAAAUUAAAUCAACGUAUUCACUGAUAUAAUAGUAUCGUGAUAUAACAGUAUUGUGAAUAAAGAAAAAAAAAUUUAUAUAAUAAAUAGAUAAUUAAUUCAA